UCUCAGCAUGUGCAUCCACCUCCUCGCUCCACGUUACAAUCAACAUCUCUUUAAUUUAAAAAUUACAAAAUUUAGCAGCCGCUGGGUCAAUUUUUGAUCAGAAAUGUUCAAAUUCCUGAAGAUAUCAAAUUUCUAUUAGCAAUUACAUGUCAAACAAUGGCACACCUGUGCAGUACAGAGUCUCCUGAAAAUAACCACAUAUGGCAUGAUUGGCUGUCACAUGUAAAUACUUUAUAAUUUCAAUUGUAAUUGACCCUAAAAAUUCCCCCACAUUUUAGGAUUCUAAGGGUUAAUCCAUUAGUAACAUAAUAAUUUGCACUUCUACUACAGGCACGUUACAAAAGUAUGGAGAAGUAUUUGUCAAGUAUUGAAGGUGGUUUGACUGACAAGGGGCUGCUUUUCCCCAAACCGUCAGCCAAUUCCUUUGUAAAGCUCACCGCCUUGAAGCCCCUGAAUUUAGAGGCCUUUACUCUGUGUAUGCGUCUGUUUGUGAAUCCAGCUGUAGUAAACCAAGGCAACCGUGAGACCAUCCUCUUCGCUUAUUGCACCACAGAAGGUGAUGAGCUUAACGUGUGGCAGGAGAAGGGCAAAAUCUCCUUAUACCUGAGAAGCAGCAGAGACGGUGUUUUCUAUGACGUCCAACCUCUCUCCAUCUUCGGCACAGACCUGUGCGUCACCUGGGAAUCCAGGACAGGUCUGACUGCGUUCUGGGUGGACGGCCGCCGCAGCGCUCCGCAGGUGUACAGGAAAAACCACAAGAUCCUGUCUGGUGGUGCUGUUAUCCUGGGUCAGGAUCCGGACUCUUUCGUUGGUAAAUUUGAUGAAAAUCAGAGUUUUGUAGGUGAGAUUUCUGAUGUGAACAUGUGGGAUUAUUUGCUGACAGAUGAUCAGAUUAAGAACUUCAAUGAGAAGGUGUGGGUGGGACCAGAACCAAAUGUUCUUAACUGGAACACUGUGCAGUAUGAAGUGAAUGGGAAUGUCCGUGAAGUGCCAGAGAAGUACAAAUGACAUGUAAGAUGACAGUCACUGUAACAAGGUCCUGCAAAAAAAUAGUGGGCCAUGUUUUCUACAACAGUGCUGUAAUCAGGCGUGUACCAGCAUAUAUGCAAAAUCACAAAAUUGUUAAAAAAAUAAAUAAAAACAUGCAUGGAUAAACAAA
Molecule: messenger RNA, 1159 nt
Organism: Pygocentrus nattereri (red-bellied piranha)
Lineage: Eukaryota; Metazoa; Chordata; Actinopteri; Characiformes; Serrasalmidae
Product: pentraxin fusion protein-like
Exons: 2
Coding region: 346-1008 (220 amino acids)
Source: RefSeq, a predicted model, not a curated record